AUGGUCCCUCUAGUCACCGCGAAGUACGACUGGAUCCUAGCAAUCACCACCAUCGCCUUCGUCUUCAGUGCCUUCGGUAACGGUGCCAACGAUGUCGCCAACGCCUAUGCCACCUCUGUCGCUGCCCGGACACUAAACAUGGCCACGGCCGGUGUCCUGGCUAUCUUCACAGAGUUCAUUGGUGCAGUAGCCAUGGGCAAACGAGUCACCGAUACAAUCAAGAACGGAAUCAUCGACAUCGACCGCUUCGAGGGUAAGCCCGGUGCACUCAUGCUGGCCAUGGGCUGUGCCGAGAUUGGCAGCGCUACCUGGUUGAUGGUCGCCACUGGGAUGGGCUGGCCUGUCUCGACGACGCAGACUAUCGUCGGCGCCCUCGUUGGUGUUGGUUUUGCUUCCCAGGCUGAUAUCAACUGGUCCUGGACAAAAGGCAGUGUCUCUCAGGUCGCUGCUUCGUGGGGUAUUGCCCCUCUCGUGGCAGGUGGAUUCUCGGCUAUCAUCUUCGGUACUCUCAAGUACAGUGUCCUUGAACGGCAAGAUCCCUUCAAGUGGGGAAUGCGUAUGAUCCCGUGGUACCUUGCCACGACCGGAGCCAUCCUCGCCCUCUUCAUUGUCAUCGAAGCCCCCACGGCACCCUCACUGGAGGAGUUCGGUGGUGGCAAGGCAGCCGGCAUUAUCCUGGGUGUGUUCGUUGGCUGCUUCGUCAUCGCCCAUGUCUUCUUCAUCCCGUAUUUCAAGCGCCGUCUCGUCCAAGGCGAUGCCCGUGUCAAGUUCUACCAUAUUCCCCUCGGCCCCCUGCUGCUGAGAGAAAACCCACCCCUGUACUUCCCAGGAAAGGGUGACGCCGCUGUGAUCAACUACUAUGAAGAUGCUUACGGCGAAGUGCGAGCCGGCCAACAUGACGCAGCCAAGGAAAAUGUCACAUCAAAUGCAGACUCCAUCACAGCCACGCCGGAAAUUACAGCAAUGUCCCAUCCUGAAAAAAUCGGGGAUGACGAGGAGAAGAUCAGACCGGCAGCCGAGCCACGGAAGAAGCAUCUCGAACCAACUGAACGUUUCAUCGACCCUGUCCGAGAACUAUCCUGGACAAACCCCCAGAAGGCCUAUGGUUAUCUCAAAUACAUGUUCCUCCAGGGUGUCACCCGUGAUGUAGUUUCACACGACUCACCUGAGUUGCGGGCAAUCCACGCACGUGCCCACCGGUAUGACGACCGCGUCGAACAUCUCUGGACAUACUGCCAAGUUGUAUCGGCUAUGAUGAUGUCGAUUGCACACGGUUCGAAUGACGUGGCCAACGCUGUCGGUCCCUGGGCUGCUGUGUACAGCACAUACCACGCCGGUGUUGUCGAGACCAAGGCUCCCACCCCUAUCUGGUUCUUGAUUGUGGCUGGUCUGCUGCUUGGUCUUGGUUUCUGGUUUUUCGGAUACCACAUUGUUCGUGCGCUCGGAAACAAGAUUACGCAGAUGUCGCCGACACGUGGCUUCAGUGUUGAGCUUGGGGCAGCUAUCGCUGUGCUUUUGGCUUCAAGACUUGGAUUGCCCGUUUCCACGACGCAGUGUUUGACUGGUGCCUCUAUGGGAGUGGCUCUCAUGAAUUAUGAUCUUGGCGCCGUCAAUUGGAAGCAACUUGCCUUCAUCUUUGGUGGCUGGGUCUUGACUUUGCCUUGUGCCGGAUUGGUUUCGGGACUGCUUUGUUUGAUGGCGCUGAAUGCUCCUCAUCUGUAA
This is a messenger RNA of Penicillium concentricum, 1722 nucleotides long. Its product is annotated as inorganic phosphate transporter. Gene Ontology annotation, biological process: phosphate ion transmembrane transport. Gene Ontology annotation, cellular component: membrane. The record is from RefSeq and is a predicted model, not a curated record. Lineage: Eukaryota; Fungi; Ascomycota; Eurotiomycetes; Eurotiales; Aspergillaceae. The transcript has a single exon. The coding region runs from base 1 to 1722 and encodes 573 amino acids.